GCGGGGGCUGCAUUACAGAGCGGAUCGCCCCGAGAAUCAUGGGCGGCAUGAAGGUGGCGCCGGACCUGCUUUUAUCCUGCGUCGCCCGCAACGGCGGCGAGUGGCGGUCGGAGAGCGACGAGACCGUCGAGUGGCACGGCGAGACGAUGACCGUGUCGCCCGUGCUGUCGAGCAAGCUCCAGAGCGGCAAGGGCGUCUGCUGCGAGGCGACGCUCAACGGCGCGACGACGUGCUGGGAGCUCGUGUCCGGGUCCUGGGCCAAGUUCGGGGCCCGCCGCGCCUGCGGCAUGCGCGAGCUGGUCAAGCGCGAGUUCGAGUCCGUCAACGGCAAGCAGCUCGAGAAGCAGACGCUCGCGCCGACGCUCACCUGGACGACGUACGCGGAGCUCGGCGCCAAGGUCGACGCGCUGGCGUCGGGCCUCGUCGCCAAGGCCGGGCUCGCCGCGGGCGACCGCGUCCUGAUCUUCGCGGAGACGCAGCGCGACUGGAUGGUCUCCGCGUUCGCCGCGUGGCGCCAGGGCGCGACCGUCGUCACGUCCUACGCGACGCUCGGCGCCGAGGGCGUCGCGACGGCCCUCGACGAGACGGGCGCGACGGUCUGCGUCUGCGACGCCAAGCUCUGGAAGACGCUCAUGGCCGCGACGACCCGGGCCCGGCGAUGCAAACUCAAGGUCGUCGCGCCGAUCACGACGGAGGCGGGCUUCAUCGACGACAAGGCCCUGCCGCCCGGCGUCGUCCUCGCCCCGCUGCCGGAGCUCGUCGCCCUCGGGUCCGCGUCGACCGUCGCCGCGACGCCGCCGGUCGCGUCGGACGUCGCCGUCAUCAUGUACACGAGCGGCACGACGGGCAAGUCCAAGGGCGUCGUCAUCCCCCACUCCAUGGUCGUCGCCUGCUGCGCGUCGGGCAAGGAGGCCAUGCCCUUCGUCAACGAGACCACGGUCUUCAUCGCCUACCUGCCCCUCGCGCACAUCUUCGAGCUCUUCGUCGAGGUCCACAUGUACGCGAUGGGCGCGCAGGUGGGCUACGGCAACCCGCACACGCUGACGCCGUCGGGCGUGAAGCUCAAGCAGACCACACCGAAGCAGGCCGGCGACGCCAUGGUCGUCCGGCCCACGCUCAUGAUCUUCGCGCCGGCCGUGCUCGACAAGGUCUACGUCGGCGUCAAGGCCAAGUUCAAGAGCGGCCUCAAGAAGGCACUCUUCGCGGGCGCGCUGAAGGCGGGCUACGCCAAGUACGACAAGGGCGGUUGCGGCACGGACGGCUGCGUUAACAACAUCAUCUGCAAGAAGAUCCAGCAGCUGCUCGGCGGGCGCCUCGAGGUCGCGAUCACGGGCUCCGCGCCGCUCUCCGCGGAGAUCCAGAGGUUCUGCCAGGCGGUCUUCAAUUGCCCCGUGCGCCAGGGCUACGGCCUCACGGAGUCCUGCGCCGCGUCGUGCAUCGGCCUCAUCGACGACAACGCGACGAACGUCGUCGGCCCGCCGACGCCGGGCGUCUGCGUCCGCCUCCGCGACUGGCCCGAGGGCGGCUACACGAACGCCGACGCCAAGGACCCGGCCUUCGGCGCGCGGCGCGGCGAGGUGCUCCUCGGCGGGCCGACCAUCGCCCGGGGCUACUUCGUCGACCCGGAGAACCCGGACCCGGAGCUCGCGAAGAAGAACGCGGAGGAUUUCGUCGACAUCGACGGGAUCACCUACUUUUGCACGGGCGACGUCGGCACGGUGCUCGAGGGGUCCGGCGCGCUGCGCAUCGUCGACCGGAAGAAGGACCUCUUCAAGGGCGGCACGGGCGAGUACGUCGCGCUCUCCAAGGUCGAGUCCGCGCUGAAGACGUCGCCCUACGUCGAGGUGCCCAUCGUCGUCGGCCGCCAGGGCGCGGACCGCGUCGUCGCGCUCGUCCAGCCCCAGCGGCCGCCGUUGGUCGCCCUGGCCAAGUCCCUGGGCAUCGCGAGCGCCGACGCCGCCGCGCUCUGCCGCGAGCCCAAGGUCGUCGCGGCCGUCUACGCGUCCUGCGUCGGCGAGUGCAAGACCGCGAAGCUCGGCACCUUCGAGACGCCCGCGGGCAUCGCCCUCGUCGUCGACGGCGGCGAUUCCGGGCCCGCCUUCACGCCGGAGAACGGCAUGCUCACGGACACGAUGAAGCCGAAGCGGCCGCUCAUCAACGCGACCUACGCCAAGGACAUCGACGCGGCCUACGCGGCCGUCGCCCAGACCUGCUAGGCGCGCCGCGACCUAUAGCGCGUUACUUCGCGGCGAC
Aureococcus anophagefferens is the source of this 2253-nucleotide messenger RNA. RefSeq lists its product as hypothetical. Lineage: Eukaryota; Pelagophyceae; Pelagomonadales; Pelagomonadaceae. Gene Ontology annotation, cellular component: endoplasmic reticulum; membrane. Gene Ontology annotation, molecular function: long-chain fatty acid-CoA ligase activity. The record is from RefSeq and is a predicted model, not a curated record. The transcript has a single exon. Bases 39 to 2216 code for a protein of 725 amino acids.